GAGAAGGGUCCAGAGUAGCAACUAGGGGAGACAGAUCCACGGAUUCACCGUAAACCAGGUGACAUCUGUUCCCGAGCUGUUCCUGACGGCAGUGAAGCUCAGCCACGAUGACACAGGAGCCAGGUAUUUACACCUGGCCAGAGAAGACACGAAUAAUCUGUUCAGCGUGCAGUUCCGCACCACUCCCAUGGACAGUACUGGUGUUCCUCACAUUCUUGAGCAUACCGUCCUUUGUGGGUCUCGGAAAUAUCCGUGCAGAGACCCUUUCUUCAAAAUGUUGAACCGGUCCCUCUCCACAUUCAUGAACGCCUUCACAGCUAGUGAUUAUACUCUGUAUCCAUUUUCCACACAAAAUCCCAAGGACUUUCAGAAUCUCCUCUCGGUGUAUUUGGACGCCACUUUUUUCCCAUGUUUACGCGAGCUGGAUUUCUGGCAGGAAGGAUGGCGGCUGGAACACGAGAAUCCUAGCGACCCCCAGACCCCCUUGGUCUUUAAAGGAGUCGUCUUUAAUGAGAUGAAGGGAGCGUUUACAGACAAUGAGAGGAUAUUCUCCCAGCACCUUCAAAACAGACUUCUUCCCGACCACACAUACUCAGUGGUCUCUGGGGGUGACCCACUGUGCAUCCCGGAGCUUACGUGGGAGCAGCUUAAGCAAUUUCAUGCCACUCACUAUCACCCAAGCAAUGCUAGGUUCUUCACGUAUGGUAAUUUUCCAUUAGAACAGCAUCUGAAACAAAUUCAUGAGGAAGCACUGAGCAAAUUCCAGAAAAUCGAACCAAGCACCACGGUGCCAUCUCAGACACCCUGGGACAAGCCUAGGGAAUUCCAGAUAACAUGUGGCCCGGAUUCAUUUGCUACAGAUCCCUCUAAACAAACAACCGUCAGCGUUAGCUUCCUCUUACCGGACAUCACCGACACAUUCGAAGCCUUCACAUUAAGUCUUCUGUCUUCACUCUUGACUUCUGGGCCCAAUUCUCCCUUUUACAAAGCCUUGAUUGAAUCUGGCCUUGGCACAGACUUUUCUCCUGAUGUUGGAUAUAAUGGCUACACGAGGGAGGCCUACUUCAGUGUCGGCCUCCAAGGGAUUGCAGAGAAAGACAUUGAGACAGUUGGAAGCCUCGUAGACAGAACGAUUGAUGAAGUAGUUGAGAAAGGAUUUGAAGAUGAUCGGAUUGAGGCUUUACUUCAUAAAAUUGAAAUACAGAUGAAACAUCAGUCUACCAGCUUUGGGCUGAUGCUGACAUCAUACAUAGCUUCUUGCUGGAACCAUGACGGGGACCCUGUGGAGCUCCUGAAGUUGGGAAAUCAGUUGGCUAAAUUCAGACAGUGCCUGCAGGAAAAUCCAAAAUUUUUGCAAGAAAAAGUAAAACAGUAUUUUAAGAAUAACCAGCAUAAGCUGACUUUGUCCAUGAGGCCAGAUGACAAGUAUCAUGAGAAGCAGGCGCAAGUGGAAGCCACGAAGCUCAAGCAGAAGGUGGAGGCUCUGUCCCCCGGAGACAGGCAGCAGAUCUACGAGAAAGGUUUAGAAUUACGGACUCAACAAAGCAAACCUCAAGAUGCCUCUUGUCUGCCAGCGUUGAAAGUUUCAGAUAUUGAGCCCACCAUACCUGUCACAGAGUUGGACGUGGUCCUGACAGCCGGAGAUAUCCCUGUUCAGUACUGCGCCCAGCCCACCAAUGGCAUGGUGUAUUUCCGGGCCUUCUCCAGCCUGAACACGCUCCCCGAGGAGCUGAGGCCCUAUGUGCCCCUCUUCUGCAGCGUCCUCACCAAGCUGGGCUGCGGCCUUCUUGACUACCGGGAGCAGGCUCAGCAGAUAGAACUGAAGACCGGAGGGAUGAGCGCUUCUCCCCACGUGCUCCCUGACGACUCGCACAUGGACACCUACGAGCAGGGUGUGCUUUUCUUCUCUCUCUGCCUGGAUCGAAACCUGCCAGACAUGAUGCAUCUGUGGAGUGAAAUAUUUAACAACCCGUGCUUUGAAGAAGAGGAGCACUUCAAGGUGCUGGUGAAGAUGACCGCCCAGGAGCUCGCCAAUGGAAUUCCCGACUCCGGACACCUGUACGCUUCCAUCAGGGCAGGCCGGACCCUCACGCCCGCAGGGGACCUGCAGGAGACCUUCAGCGGGAUGGAUCAGGUGCGACUGAUGAAGAGGAUUGCAGAAAUGACAGACAUCAAACCCAUCCUGAGGAAGCUCCCGCGUAUCAAGAAACACCUGUUAAAUGGUGAUAAUAUGAGGUGUUCAGUGAAUGCGACUCCUCAGCAGAUGUCUCAGACAGAAAAAGUGGUCGAAGACUUCCUUAGAAGCAUCGGUCGGAGUAAGAAGGAACGGAGGCCUGUGCGCCCACACACGGUCGAGAAACCUGUGCCCAGCAGCUCUGGUGGAGAUGCCCACGUUCUCCAUGGCUCCCAGAUCAUUAGGAAGCUGGUCAUGGAACCCACCUUCAAGCCCUGGCAGAUGAAGACUCACUUCCUGAUGCCCUUCCCGGUGAAUUAUGUGGGCGAAUGCAUCCGAACUGUCCCCUACACGGACCCAGAUCAUGCCAGGUAAAAAUUGCAUGGAUUUAGGCUGAGACCUCUGAUAAACAUGGUAGAUUAAGCCUUCGUGAGGACAGAUGCAUGGAAUGACAGUAAAGGUAGAUCAAGACACGAAGCCACAAGGGAGAGUGGGAGGUGACCCAGGCAGCCAUGGGGGCUGCAGGAGAACCUCAUGAGCCAGACUGUGGGUGGGUGGGGGGUGCCUGACCCAGGGCCACAGAGGGACAGGACGGUGGGGAGAAACCGGGUGGUCCUGCAGAGCCCUGCAGAUGGCAGGGCUGGAGGCCGCCUCACAGUCCCUCUGAGGAGUUUGCCUCCCCUGUCUCCCCACCAAGUCAGAAGCUCAGAGAAGGAGGCCCUGGGUUGAGCGGCCGAAGCCACAGCCGAGAGUGAGGGUCAGGCCUGUUCCCAAAGUGGCGUGGGGCGAGGGAGUUUGCAGCCUACGGACUGGCCCUCCAGCCCCUUCUUCCGAAGUGUGGCUACCCCUCGGCUGUGUUCAUCCCAUCUGCGGAAACUGGCCAGACCAGGAGGACAGAUUCAUCGACAUGCACCUUUGGGGACCCGUCAGUUGGGUGUGGAUGACACAGAUCUGUGCAUACAUGUUAUAUCCCGGAAAUUCACUUCCUGUAUCCUUGUCCCAGGCAGCUACCCCCAUGAGGGACUAAACCAAGGAGGAGACCCCCAGGGUCUGGCUCCAACCUCGCUGGUCCCAACUGACGGCGACCCAGCCACCCGAGUGGUGCUGCGUUUCUCCUGGAGGGCCCACACGAGUUGGUUGUGACUUCUCCCAGCACAGCCCCUGGGAACACGCCCACUCCUUCCUUGAUUUCCCACCUGGCCUAUUUGACCCCCCCUUCAUCUGCUUUGGGAAAUGGCACAUCUGUGGAAGUGGUGACCCGGGGCUGAUCUCGCCACGGGCGUCUUUAAGGAGCCUGUGUCUUUGCUGCAGACGCUACCAUCAUUGCCUGCCCUGCCUUCUGUCGGAGGUGGAUGUGUUCUGGAAUCAUCUAGAAUGUGAUGUCACCACUUGCAGUGGAAGGCAGAGGAAAUCAGCCCCGUUCCUAGAAAUGUGCUUUAUCGGAGAGUGUGUGUUUUCUUAAGGGAUUCCUAUACUCAGAGUUUGACUUCAGUUUCCUUUUUUUUCCAUAUUCAGAUGUGAGACAUUUAAAUGUUCAUUUGCACAUUUGCCUUUACAAUAGAAAUAACCUCUUUCUGCUUUACCAGAUUCUAAAAAUGCCACAUAUGCAUUGGAACAAGUUAAGCAGUGUGGUGCUGGAAGUGUUAGAUUCCCUCCCCACCACCUCUCCCUUCGACCCUGUAAUCCAAGCCAACUGCUUGAAAAUUGUGCUUCCUUGUGCUUUUUAGUUUUUGUUAAUUAAAAAGAAAAUCUCAUGCCUGUAAGCCCAGCACUUUGAAGUUAGGAGGAUCACUUGAAGCCAGGUGUUUGAGACCAGCCUGGGCAACAAAGCUAGACCCUGCCUCUACAGAAACUGUAAAAAUAGGCGUGGUGGCACGCACCUGUAGGCCCGGCU
Molecule: messenger RNA, 4067 nt
Organism: Cercocebus atys (sooty mangabey)
Lineage: Eukaryota; Metazoa; Chordata; Mammalia; Primates; Cercopithecidae
Gene: PITRM1
Product: pitrilysin metallopeptidase 1
Exons: 23
Coding region: 188-2548 (786 amino acids)
Biological process (GO): protein processing
Cellular component (GO): mitochondrial matrix
Molecular function (GO): metal ion binding
Source: RefSeq, a predicted model, not a curated record